AUGCCGAACCCCUGCUCCUUCGACGACCUGAAGCAGCGUCCCGGCCCGCCCCUCAACUCCUGGGGUCUGUGGGGCGAGGAGAACGAGCUCGGCCAGCUGAACAACAUCACCCCCGAGUCGAUCAUGCGCGGUAACGCUGCCGUCAAGCGCGGUAUCCGUGUCGGCCUCAACCUGCCCAUCAACACGUUCCCGCACAUCAACGAGCACCGCGCCGGCCUCACCCACAAGGUCUGCGACAACGGGUACUAUCUCGACGACGAGAUCCACCUCAACACGCAGUGCGCGACGCAGUGGGACGGAUUCGUCCAUGUGCCCUACCAGAACUACCCCGAGAAGGGCAAGUACGCCUACCACGGCGGUCUCACGCAUGAGCAGGCGGCCGACCCCAAGGUCACCAAGUACAAGGUGCAGAACUUUGCGACGCACCCGAUCACCUCGCGUGCACACCUCCUCGACGUGGUGGAGUACCGCAAGUCGCAGGGCAAGGAGGCUCCGCAGUGCAUGAAGCGCACCGGCAUCGAGUUGGAGGAGCUGCAGGCGAUCGCAAAGUGGAAGAACAUCGAGUUUGCCUCUGGUGACAUCAUCCUCGUCCGUACCGGUUUCACGGAGGAGUUCGAGGGCUGCGGCGACGAGGGCCGCAAGGGCUUCGACCCCAUGCAGGGUGCGGUGGGUAUCGAGGCCAGCGAGGAGUUCAUGCGCUGGGUGUGGGACAACGAGUUCCCCGCCGUCGCGACCGACACCUUUGCGUUCGAGGCCUGGCCGCCCACGUUCAAGACGCCUGCUAUCCACGAGGUCUUCCUUGCCGGGUGGGGACUGCCGCUGGGCGAGCUGUUCGACCUCCGCGAGCUGGCGAGGAAGUGCAAGGAGUUUGACCAGUACACCUUCCUCUUCACCUCGUGUGGUCUGAACAUUGUCGGCGGCAUUGCGACGCCGCCGAACGCGCAGGCCAUCCUCUAA
Molecule: messenger RNA, 957 nt
Organism: Trichosporon asahii var. asahii CBS 2479
Lineage: Eukaryota; Fungi; Basidiomycota; Tremellomycetes; Trichosporonales; Trichosporonaceae
Exons: 2
Coding region: 1-957 (318 amino acids)
Molecular function (GO): arylformamidase activity
Source: RefSeq, a predicted model, not a curated record